This is a messenger RNA of Carassius carassius (crucian carp), 2542 nucleotides long. RefSeq names its product neuropilin and tolloid-like protein 2. Gene Ontology annotation, molecular function: protein binding. The record is from RefSeq and is a predicted model, not a curated record. The transcript is spliced from 9 exons. Lineage: Eukaryota; Metazoa; Chordata; Actinopteri; Cypriniformes; Cyprinidae. Bases 239 to 1915 code for a protein of 558 amino acids.
UGUGGAUUUACAAAGCACUUUUCUCAACAGGAUUAUUAAAUCAGUCAUUUACAACCUGUCAGGCGGACUUGAGGUGCGUGUUCUCUGCGAGGAAUACAGUGGUGUCUUUCCAGUUUGAGGAAUGGGAUUAACGAGAUCGAAGAAAAGUUGGGAUUUGUAGGUCAGGUAAAAUGGAAAGAUAAAGCUCGUCUACAGAGCUCACCAAGGUGGAAGCAGCGGUAAUUCACAACGAAAGGAAAUGCACAGAGCCUGGGUUCUCCUCGUUGUAAUAGAAGAGGGAUUUGCCCUGGCGCAGAAAAUUAAAGAGACGCAGAAUGCGGGUGAAUCUCUGUCUAACGCUGAACAGUGCGGCCAGUGGACCCGGAAUAUCAAUGGAGGCCUGUUUACAUCUCCAAACUAUCCUAACUCCUAUCCGCCCAACAAGGAGUGUGUGUACAUCCUAGAAGCUCUCCCUCGGCAGAGAAUUCAGCUGACCUUUGACAAAACAUACUAUAUCGAGCCCUCCUUCGAGUGCCGCUUCGACCAUAUUGAGAUAAGGGAUGGUCCCUUUGGUUUCUCCCCUCUAAUUGAUCGCUUCUGUGGGCCAAAGAGUCCAGGCGUGGUCACCUCCACGGGCCGCUUCAUGUGGAUUAAAUUCACUAGCGACGAGGAGCUUGAAGGCUUAGGUUUCCGUGUCAAAUACACUUUUAUAGCAGACCCAGAUUUUCAUUUGCACGUCGGUGGAUUGCUAAAUCCAAUUCCAGAUUGCCAGUUUGAGAUUAGUGGUACAGACGGAGUCAUCCGCUCCAGUCAGGUGGAAGAAGAGGAUAGGAUCAAAAAUGGAGAUGCGUUGGACUGCAUCUGGACCAUCCGUGCCCCUCCGCAGUCCAAGAUAUACCUCCGCUUCCUGGAGUACCAGAUGGAGCACUCAAAUGAGUGCAAGAAGAACUUUGUGGCCGUCUAUGAUGGCAGCAGUGCCAUUGAGAACCUGAAAGCGAAGUUCUGCAGCACGGUGGCCAAUGACGUGAUGCUGGAUACCGGCGUGGGCGUUGUGCGCAUGUGGGCCGACGAGAGCAGCAGACUCAGCCGUUUCCGCAUGCUCUUCACCUCAUUUGUAGAUCCUCCAUGCUCCAGCAGCACCUUUUUCUGUCAUAGCAACAUGUGCAUCAACAACUCACUGGUGUGCAACGGCGUCCAGAACUGCGUUUACCCAUGGGAUGAGAACCACUGCAAGGAGAGAAAGUCCAAGGGACUCUUUCACCAAAUCACAAAAGCACACGGCACGGUAAUCGGCAUCUCUGCUGGUGUGGUUCUGGUCUUGCUCAUUAUCUCCAUCCUCGUGCAAAUGAAGCAACCCCGUAAGAAAGUAGUGGCCCGUCGUCCGGCAGUCUUCAACAAAGGCGGCUUCCAGGAGGUAUUUGAUCCCCCCAACUAUGAGCUGUUUUCCCUCCGUGACAAGGAGCUGUCGUCAGACCUGGCCGAGCUGUCGGAUGAGCUGGACGGCUACCAUAAGCUGCGGCGCUCUUCCACCAUGUCCCGGUGCAUCCACGAGCACCACUGUGGCACCCAGGCCUCCUCAGGCAGCAGCACAAAGCAGAGCCGCACCACGCUCAGCUCGAUGGAGCUCUCUUACCACAACGAUUUCUCCAAACCGCCUCCAAUGAAGACCUUUAAUAGCAGCAACACCGGCACCUAUAAGAAGAGCUGCUACGGCUACAAACAGACUCACGACUGCGCCGAGCAGGUGAUCGAGGACCGCGUGAUGGAGGAGAUCCCCUGUGAAAUCUACGUGAGGGGUGGGAGCGUAGGAGGGGCUGCGGGCAGCAUUGGAAGCGGCUGCGGGAGCAUUACCAUCCGAAACCAUGGCAGUGCUCGUAGCAACAACACCACCAACGUGGUGGACCCGGGACAACGCUCCAUAUCCAUGGACUUCUGAGAUGGCGAAGAAAGACGAGGGAGAACGAGAGUCCUGACCACAACUGACUUAGUCCUGCAUUGCUGUUUUUAAUGCAUGGGCUCCAGUGUCAUGUAGACAAGCACGGAUUAGACGGAGUGAACGGACUGUACACGGACAGACAGAGAAGACCACAUAUGGCUGGCUAUUUUAAUCUAUGUACAUUUAAAAUGAAAGAUAAACAGUAUGUAGGUUUUGUGUUGUUGCUUGGCAUUAACUCACAUUUUGCAUCAUUUGAUUCUGUGGAUAACUCAAAUUAUGCUAAAAUAAAGAUGACCUAUUAUGAACUGAAGACAAAACCAUCACCUGCUGUACACUUAAAAGCUGUUUCCACCAAGGAUGAUAACUAUAAAGUUUUAAUAAUAGUUUUAAUGCUAUGAGAACAGUGAAGUCCACACCAAAAGUACAGAUAAAAAUGUCGUAGAAAGUACCUUUUGUAUUUAUAAAAAAAUGGCAAGUUACACUUUGAAUAAAAUGGGUAAUUUUAGUAGAAAGUAGACGGACUGUAAGUAUUUUCUUGUAAAACAUACUUCAAUACAUACACUCUUAAAAAUAGAAGGAUGUUUUUGCAGUGAUGCCAUAGAACAACCAUUUUUGGUUCCUAAAAGA